ACGCUCUACUCGACGGCAACACGUUCUCCUCUUCGUGCAAUAAAGCGAAAAAAAGAAAAACGUCUUCCUCUUUGUUUAGUUUUAAUUCUUGUUUUACUUUUUAUGCGUUUCAUAGGAAAUGAAGUAGUUAAAGUGGUAUCAGUGCUUGUACUUCUCUCGCUGUCUGUUACAUUUUUUACGUGUGUUUACGCCUCCAAAUAAGAGCUUUCGAGGACAAAAGCUGAAACAGCCAAUGGGCGAGUUGUUUGUUACGAUGUUCGACAUUUCUGGUGGGAUGGGGAGGUGUGGCGUUACAGUUGUUCAGGAAAUUAUUAUUCAUCCGUUUAUUGUCCACAUGACUAAUGCCAGCCGGGGUGUGCAGUGCUUUAUAAACACGGCUCGCAUCUCUAAGGAGUGAUUCAUGGUAGCCUGUCAGACACACCAAUGAAGAAAAAACCUUGUAAUCCUCUGCGUCCCAAACGCAGCAGACAGGGCAGUGCCAGCAAUGAACGGAUGACAGAGACGGGCACUGUGCCGGGCUCCAACUUCCCACCAAACUCUGAAACUGUCCCAGAAUCAGCUUCACAAAACAGGCACCUGAGGAUGUCACAGCACAGUCACAACCUCCUUAAGUUCUUGAAUGAGGACCGGACACGCCAGAGGUUCUGCGAUGUGUUUGUGUCGGUGGGUGGGAAGCUCUACAGUGCCCACAAGGUGGUGUUGGCCCAUGGGAGCAGCUACUUCCACGCUGAGCUGUCCAAGAACCCAGCCACAGCACAUGUGACUCUGGACCAUGUGGAGGACUCUGUGUUCCAGCACCUGCUUGGCUUUUUGUACACCUCUGAGUGUGUCGUCACAGAGAUGGAGCUCCCGGCUCUGACUGAAGCGGCCCGAUUCCUGGACAUGAUGGAUAUACUAAAGCUGCUGUGUGAAGAAGGGGACAACAACCCAGUAAGUGUGAUCCAAGUCCAGGCUGAGUCCGGAGGGUCUCCUGAGGUGGAGAUGACGUCCAGUGACUCGCCAGCAGGUGACAUGGACAGCCAAAGCCCGCCUGAUGUUCGGUGCUCCCUGUGCAGUCGCCAGUUUAGCACUGAAAACUCCCUGCAGAACCACUUGGCUGAGAGUCACACUGAUGAACAGCAGCGAACCCCAACUGAGACAGAGAAGACGUCAGGUCAGAGGGCUGCUACGAUGCGGAGGUCAGCUCGCAGGAGGAGAACACCCACUAAGUAUAAGAAAGACGAUACGGAGCACACUAUCAACACUCCUGAGGAAAAACAAAGGACUGUAUCACCAAGAGAGCAGGGUGAAGAAAGAGAGGAAGAAGCAGGAGAGGUGGUCAUGAAAAACCAAACGUCCAAACGUUUAGAUGUGAAAGAGACAUUUAAACCAACUCUGGUGGAAGAUGUAGUGGAGGAGGAAGAUGAAGAGGAGGGGGACAUGAAUGAGGACUUGGCUGCCCAGAAGAAAGUUGCUGAGGUUUGUGCAGCAGACAGGAGUGCAGAUCAGCAGGGUUCAGAUGUGGAAAGGACAGAGCAGCAGGCUGUUCCAGAGGUGGAAGUGCCAGCGCCAGCAGCAGGAAGCUCAAACCAGAGUCCAGUGUACCCUGAAGGUCUGGCUCCAGUCAUCAUCCAAACCUCCAGCAAGAAGACUCUCAAGUGCCCCAAAUGUGACAAGACCUUUGACCGUGCAGGGAAGUAUGAGAGUCACACCCGAGUGCACACAGGGGAGAAACCCUUCCAGUGUGACAUCUGUCUUCAGCGCUACUCCACCAAGUCCAACCUGACCGUACACAAGAAGAAGCACGCCAGCGACGCUCCCUUCCAGAAGAAAGAGCACAAGUGCCCCUUCUGUAACAAACUGCAUGCUAGCAAGAAAACUCUGGCUAAGCAUGUUAGGAGAUUUCAUCCAGACCACAUCCAAGAGUUUCUCACCAAGAGAAAGAGGAAGAGUGAAGGCUGGAAAUGUGCUAUUUGUCUGAAGAGCUUCACCCGCAGGCCUCAUCUGCAGGAGCACAUGAUCCUGCACACCCAAGACCGGCCCUUCAAAUGCUCCUUCUGUGACGAACACUUCAAGUCCAGGUUUGCCCGGCUGAAGCACCAGGAAAAGUACCAUUUAGGCCCUUUCCCCUGCGAGAUCUGUGGCCGACAGUUUAAUGACACAGGCAACAGAAAGAGGCACAUCGAAUGUACACAUGGAGGCAAAAGAAAGUGGACCUGCUAUGUUUGUGGGAAAUCAGUAAGGGAAAGGACAACUUUGAGGGAGCACUUGCGGAUCCACAGUGGGGAGAAGCCUCACCUGUGUAGUAUCUGUGGGCAGAGUUUCCGUCAUGGCAGCUCCUAUAGGCUCCACCUGAGAGUGCAUCAUGAUGACAAGCGCUAUGAGUGCGACGAAUGUGGGAAAACCUUCAUACGCCAUGAUCACCUGACCAAACAUCAGAAAAUACACUCCGGUGAGAAAGCACAUCAAUGUGAAGAAUGUGGGAAGUGCUUCAGGCGCCAUGAUCAUCUGACGGUCCAUUACAAAAGUGUUCAUUUGGGAGAGAAAGUUUGGCAGAAGUAUAAAACUGCUGUGCAUCAGUGUGAGGUCUGCAAGAAAGAAUUUAAAGGAAAGUCCAGUCUAGAAAUGCACUUCAGGACCCACUCAGGUGAGAAACCCCACAGAUGUCCUGAGUGCGACCAGACAUUUCGGAUCAAGAAGACCUUGACAAAGCACAUGGUGAUUCACUCAGACGCUCGUCCUUUUAACUGCCCCCACUGCAGUGCCACCUUUAAAAGAAAAGACAAGCUCAAGUACCAUGUGGACCACGUGCACAGCACCCGCUUUACUGAGCAGCCCCUCACGACGCUCAGCGAGGACAAAAUAGUGUCUAUUCCUUUUGAGGAAACCUCAAAGGUAUAUCGUGCUGAACCUAAGUCAACCCUCCAGAGCAGCCCCCCUCCUACGAAUGUCUGCGUGCCUGUCACUUUAGUUCCUGUCCAGAUGGCAGGAGGAGCUCAGGGCAACUUGAACACUCACGGGGCCACGUCUCUCUCCUCCCAAACUCACAGUGUUGUGGGCAUACAGGCACAAGGACAGCAGCAGAACUCUGGUUACCAGGCCGCUACAGACCUGGCCUUCUUAGAAAAGUACACCCUCACCCCCCAGCCCACCAACAUUGUCCACCCUGUGAGGCCGGAUCAGAUGCUGGACCCCCGAGAGCAGUCUUACCUGGGCACGCUGCUGGGACUGGAUUCAGCUUCCUCUGUGCAGAACAUCUCCAACUCUGAUCACACCAACUGAUGUUCUACAACCAAAAACUGGACCAGUCCAACCAACUCAAACAAUUAUUUGGUCAGAGGAACAGAAGCUACGUUAUAGAACCACUGAUAAAUAUCUACAUUUCAAGAAUAGCCAAUUAUUGACCUCCAUGUAAAAUGAUUAAAUUAAAACUAAACUACUGCACUUGAUUUAUUUUGGUUCUGCUGUGACAUAGAGAGAUAACUUGCAUUGUGCUCAGCCUGAUCUCACAGAAAACUCACACCUUAUUGUUGAAAAAAUAAACAUAUUUGUGUGACAUGUUUGAAAGCAGGAUUCAGACAGGGCUGUUUUCAGUUUAGCUAAAGCAAAAACAUUGCUUUUCAACGUCAUCAUCCUUUCAUACAGUAUGCAUUACACCGUCUUCUUUAUGUUGUUGCUUGGAGUAUUCACUUUUUUAAAAUCCUCUUCACAUUUUCUUCUCGUUCUCACUAAUGUUUGGGGCUUUGUUGCCACAGAAUAACUUGUUUGUAAGUGUUUGCUGUUUUUUUUUUUUGUUAUUUCUAUUUGAGCUGGAACAAUUAGCUUUUUAAUGGAUUCAUUGAUUGACAGAAAAUUUGAAUUUUGAUAAAUUGAAGUCAUUUAUCCUGUAAAAAAUCAUUUGCUGGUUCUAGUUUAUCAAUCUAGGUUUUAAUGACUUAUGAUGAACAGUUACUGUUUUAACAUUUGUUUGGACUGAACAUUUAAUUGAAUUGCCAAAUAGAUAAAUAUCCAUAGUUAAGAUUUAAAAAUAUCACUAGUGGCAGUCUGUUACUGAGGAGACUUAAAUUGUGUAAGUUUUGUACUGCCUGUACAACCUGUCUCUCAGUUGUAAAAUCAUGUAAAAUGUGAUCGAAGAAAUGGAAUCACAUUUUGUUAACGUUUUUAGUAUUUAAACCUGCAUUAAGUGAUUUUUUGGCCUCUGAGGGGCAGCGGAAAGAAGUUGUGAUUGCAAAACUCAUAUUUUCACCUUUUACAUUGAUACAGUGAACUUCUCAGCAAAUGUGCUUAUUUUCACAUCCAGCAGUCACGAAGCCAAGUUAGCAUUCAUUUGGAGUCCUGUUUCUGUCUACCUGGUGAAUGUACUGCAUUCACUCAGCUCUGUUUUUGGUCUCUAUCAACUCCUGAGGGAAAUAUCUUACUCUUUAGCUGCCAAAUGCUCCACUAUGUUCACAGCUAGUCCCUAACUGUCUGUUUGCCUUUUUGGUGCUGAACAGGUAGUGUACAGUGGGUUUUAAGAGCUUUUUUGCUAAUUCAGCUGCCUACUGCAGCCAAAAAUGUUGCUAUCGGAGCAGUGAGAGUGAAUCUAAAGAGUAAAGCUGUGGAUUGGAAAGCUUAACAAUGAGUGGAAACUCACUAAAAAGCUUUAAGGAGUGGAAGAAUCAACAAAAACAGUAAAGUGGAAUCACUACCACACAAUGUGGUAAAAUAUUUGUUGCAUCUGAGGGUGGUUUUGCUGGUGGGUCUUAAUUUUGUGGCAGUUACAAGCAUUUCUUCAGAAUUCAUUGUCGGAGAGUUACAGUAGAGUUGAAACAGUUCACCUUCACAAUCUGAAAUAGUGGUCUUUUCAAACUUUGUGUCAUGAUCAAUAAAAUCAGAAAUGAAAACAGA
This is a messenger RNA of Thunnus maccoyii (southern bluefin tuna), 4866 nucleotides long. It is a transcript of the gene zbtb41, whose product is annotated as zinc finger and BTB domain containing 41. Gene Ontology annotation, biological process: regulation of transcription by RNA polymerase II. The coding region runs from base 424 to 3261 and encodes 945 amino acids. The record is from RefSeq and is a predicted model, not a curated record. Gene Ontology annotation, molecular function: protein binding; RNA polymerase II cis-regulatory region sequence-specific DNA binding; DNA-binding transcription factor activity, RNA polymerase II-specific. The transcript has 11 exons. Lineage: Eukaryota; Metazoa; Chordata; Actinopteri; Scombriformes; Scombridae. Gene Ontology annotation, cellular component: nucleus.